Messenger RNA from Suillus fuscotomentosus, 309 nucleotides. RefSeq lists its product as uncharacterized. The record is from RefSeq and is a predicted model, not a curated record. Lineage: Eukaryota; Fungi; Basidiomycota; Agaricomycetes; Boletales; Suillaceae. Bases 1 to 309 code for a protein of 102 amino acids. The transcript is spliced from 4 exons.
AUGUCUUCCCAAGAGCCCAGCAAAGUAUCCGGUCAAUUCCACUCUGUCAAGGGUACCGCCGUCGAGACAAUCGGCGACGUGACGGGUAUGUCAUCUUGGUCGCAGUCGGGUAAAGAAGAACACGCCAAGGGGGAGGGCGAGUACAACGCCGCCCAAGCCAAGGGAUAUGUGGAGGGUGUCUCUGACAGGGCUACCGGUUACAAAGACUCAGUCGUUGGCGCUGUGACUGGCGAUAAAUCUCAGCAGACAGCUGGGAACGUCAAGAACGAGAAGGGCCAGACACAGCAAGAGAUCAACAAACCCACAUGA